CAAUCUACACAUGUUUGGGCAUUCACCGCGGUCGACUAAAGCGAUGAAUGCAUCACCGCGGCCGACCAAAGCGGUGAAUGCCUAAUUUGCGAAGGUGCGAAGUUGCUCGACUAAAAGGAGAGGGAGGGAAUAUGUGAGCCCGAAGGUUUAUCAUAUGCUCGACCGUAGAGAAAAGGGCGAAGUAACGAAGUUGCUCGACUGAAAGGAGAGGAAGGGAAUAUAUGAGACCAUAGGGCGAAGGUUUAUCAUAUGUGAGCCCGAAAAGCGGGCGAAUGUUUAUUAUGAGCCCGUAGGGAGAAGGAACGAAGUUGCUCGACUGAAAGGAGAGGAAGGGAAUAUAUGAGCCUAAAGGGAGAAGGAAGAAGGGCGAAGGGGCGAAGGGAUAGGAGUGAAUGUCAGUCGGAUCGACCAAUAAAUGGGCCAGAGGGAGGGGCUCAUUCGACUAAUCAGAGAUCCCAGGCUUGGCCCUACGGCCUACCUAACACAGACGGUUCAGCUAUACCAAGUUCACUUAGCUCUUCAGCGGGCAGAGUUAUUAGAAAUAAUGAAGGCCGGAUGAGGUUGGCAUUCACAGCGAAUUUGGGAAAUGGUUCUCUUACAAGAACAGAGCUUAUGGGAAUUUAUCUGGGGUUACAGAAGGCAUGGGACGCGGGGAUAAGGCGCAUCGAAGUACAGACGGACUCCACCACGGUGAUCAAGCUCAUUGAAUCUGCCGCGGCACAUCACCCUCACUAUAUCACAGUAAGGGAUAUCAAGAAUCUCAUGUCUCGAGAUUGACAGGUAGCCAUCAAGCAUGUCUAUAGAAAAGGCAAUGUUGUCGCCGACUAUAACGCGUCGUUAGGUCAUGGAGUUGAAAAUUCAAACGAACGUAACUUUGCGCUCGGUUAUCCGAUUGUAGCGAUUUUUUUUUUCAAUUCAGCAUAAUUUUUUGAGAUCUUGCAAGCCAAAAACAGCCAUAGACGGUUUGGUCCCGCAUUCGUCCGGGAAAAACUUCGUUUUCUAACCCGAACGAGCAAUUUUUCGAUUUCACCAAACUUUGACCGGCCAUAACUUUGUGCUCAGCACUCCAAACGUCAUGAAUUUUUUUUCCAAAUAAAUUCUCAAGUAGGAUCGAGUUUCUAAGUCAUCCACCAAAGUCGAGUAUCGCUCCUUGAGUGAGGUGACUUCUGAAACUAUUUGGGUCAAGCGUUUACUGACCAAGCUGGAUGUGGAAGUUCGAGCCCUAUUCAAUUGUAUGUGGGUAAUACCACCGCUAUACGGAUUGAUAUAAAUCAUGUUCUGCAAGAUCGGACAAAGCGUAUUGAGGUACAAAUUCAUUAUAUCCGCCAGUUAGUGUUUUAUAGAGUUGUAGAACUUGCGCUAUACGGAUUGAUAUAAAUCUUGUUCUGCAUGAUCGGACUAAGCGUAUUGAGGUACAUAUUCAAAUAUAGGGAUUGAUAUAAAUCUUACUCACACGAGGCCCGAUAUAUCCUAUGUCGUUCAAGUAGUGAGCCAGUUCAUGUCUGCUCCAAGAACGUCUCACCGGGUCGCAAUUUAGAGAAUCAUGUGCUAUCUUCGGGGUACGCAGGAUCUAGGUCUUCUCUUUCCAGUUGAGGAUGAUGUGGUUAUGGAAGCUUAUGCCGAUGCUGAUUACACAGGAUGUAUUAAUACUCGUCAUUCGACUUCUGGAUGGUGUGUUAAGGUGGGUAAUUUCUUCAUUUCCUGGUGGCGUAAGAAGUAUGAUUAGGUUUAAGUCAUCCACCGAAGUCGAGUAUCGCUCCUUGAGUGAGGUGACUUCUGAAACUGUUUGAUGGAUUAUACCAAACACACCACAAGAUAAACUGUUUUAUGGCCUACUUUUGAAGAAAAAGAAGCAAGAGAGUAGGUUUCUGGUUCAUCGCAUCUCGCCUCCCCACUCGCUACCAGCGGAUCACCGCCAAAGCAAGGAAAGAAAAGCAACAGAGUAGGAUUUUGGUUUCGUCAAUCGUAGAACCCUCCGUAAUCCCAAUUUCUUCCUCUGCCGGACCCAGAGCAAGAAGAAAGACCAUCGAGCUCCAUCAUCAUCGUCAAUAGUCAUCUUCAAUUGUCAAUCGCCAUCGUCAUCUUCAAUUGUCAAUCGCCAUCUUCAAUCAUCAUCUUCAAUCGCCAUCAUCAAUCGCCUUCUUCAAUCGUCAUCUUCUAUCGCCAUCGUCAAAAGUCAUCUUCCCAUCGGUGGCCCCUGCAUCUUGUCAUCUUCAUUCUUCAAUCAUCAAUCGCCAGCGAGUGUACUAUCGUGAAGAAGAUCAGGGAUUUUACAGGCGAGGGAGAUAGUUGCCGAUGAGAGAGAUUAGGGAUUUUGACAGUAAUUACUUUGUGGUUUUGAAUUUUUUGAAUUUGUUGCUUUGUUUCAUUUUAUUUUCAAUUUUUCAGAAAAAUAAAUAAAUAAAUAUUUAAUGA
This is a messenger RNA of Linum trigynum, 2415 nucleotides long. The record is from the annotation of a GenBank genome assembly. Lineage: Eukaryota; Viridiplantae; Streptophyta; Magnoliopsida; Malpighiales; Linaceae.